AUGGUCAAUUCCUACCAUUCUUCAAGUCUGAGCAAAAUCCCAGUGGAUAUUAGAGCUCUGAGCUCUCGAAUUGAUUGGUUCCGCCUAUGGAUCACCGGCGGAGCGCCCCUAAUUGCAAUAAUAAUCGGCAUCUUCUGGGUACCAUUCCAAUAUCGCACCGCAAUUUUUUUCUUCACUUAUGCGACGGCAUCUGGAAUCAGCAUUACUGCAGGAUAUCAUCGCCUCUGGGCACACCGGGCAUAUUCUGCUGGGAACUUUCUGAAAGUUAUUCUCGCAAUUGUCAGCACCAGCGCUGGACAAGGCUCGAUCAAAACAUGGUGUAGAGACCAUAGAGCCCACCACCGCUAUACAGACACGGACAGAGAUCCAUACUCUGCUCACAAAGGACUUUUUUAUUCACACUACGGAUGGAUUGUGAUCAAACGCAAGCGAGAACAAACAGGCCAGGUGGACGUUCAGGAUCUCUUGAAUGAUCCAAUUGUCCUAUGGCAGCGCAAGCACUACACUUCCUUAUUCUUUUUGACCGCUUUUAUAUUUCCAACAGCAUACUGCGGGCUUAUGUAUGGUGAUUAUGCUGGAGGGUUCAUAUGGGCCAGUUGGAUCCGAUUGUUCCUGAUCCAACAAGGAACCUUCUGCGUCAAUUCUCUCGCUCAUUGGGCUGGUGAUCAGCCUUACGCCAGCCGCCUCUCACCAAGAAACUCAUUUUUCGUCGCUCUCAUCACUUGGGGAGAAGGGUAUCACAAUUUUCAUCACGAGUUCCCGGUGGACUACCGCAAUGGGAUCAGAUGGUUCGACUAUGAUCCGACAAAGUGGUUUAUCUGGCUCUGCGAAAAAUUCAAUCUGGCCUCAAACUUGAAGCGAUUUCCUGAAAACGAGAUUCACAAGGGUAAGUUCCAGCAAAUUCAACGCCAGCUUGAAAUCCGGCGCCAAGAGAUAUCCUGGGGGACACCAAUAGACGAACUUCCGGUUUGGACUCUUGAAAGAUAUACCCAAACAGUUAACGAUGGUCGUCAAUUGCUUCUUAUUGAUGGUGUUGUUCAUGAUGUGGCCCAAUUCGUGGACCAACACCCCGGUGGAAAAGCCUUGUUACUGGAGCAUGUUGGCAAGGACGCUACGAGGCUGUUCCAUGGCAAUGGAAUCCAUGCUCACUCCAAUGCGGCCCAAAAUUUGCUCUCAACCAUGCGAUUUGCGAGGAUCUCUCAGAGCUCAGAGAAUUAA
Messenger RNA from Penicillium brasilianum, 1218 nucleotides. The record is from the annotation of a GenBank genome assembly. NCBI's taxonomy places the organism in Eukaryota, Fungi, Ascomycota, Eurotiomycetes, Eurotiales, Aspergillaceae.